AUGCUUCGCUGUGAGGAGUGUGGCAAGUACUAUGGGAAUGAGUACAGCCUGCAUCAUCACAUCUGUCUUCGACGGAAGGAUGUCUGGAAGAAGGGCGAUGUACCGACCCAACUAGUUGACGGUCAACUUACCUACUUCUGUCCAGUCUGCAGUAAACCUUUCAAGUGGUUAGGCAAUCUGACCCGGCAUUACUAUGUGCACACGGGGCAGAGAUUCUUUAAAUGUGACAUCUGUCACAAGGAAUUCUUCUCCGCCUAUCAGGUUCGUCGACACAUGAACUCACACACCGGUUUGCGGUUCCAGUGUGCGGUCUGUGAGAAACCGUUCACCUGCAAAUACGCCUGUGCUUGGCAUGCGAGGCAACAUUUAAAGGGACAGCAACAACAAAAGUCCUAG
Molecule: messenger RNA, 396 nt
Organism: Echinococcus granulosus
Lineage: Eukaryota; Metazoa; Platyhelminthes; Cestoda; Cyclophyllidea; Taeniidae
Exons: 1
Coding region: 1-396 (131 amino acids)
Cellular component (GO): nucleus
Source: RefSeq, a predicted model, not a curated record